This is a messenger RNA of Zymoseptoria tritici IPO323, 1584 nucleotides long. RefSeq lists its product as uncharacterized. Lineage: Eukaryota; Fungi; Ascomycota; Dothideomycetes; Mycosphaerellales; Mycosphaerellaceae. The coding region runs from base 1 to 1584 and encodes 527 amino acids. The record is from RefSeq and is a predicted model, not a curated record. The transcript is spliced from 3 exons.
AUGAAGCAAACGUAUCUCUUCUGUCCUCUCUUCCUUUCUCUCUCUCUUCCUUUCUCUCUCGCUUUGACAACAACCGCAAAAACAGCAACAGCGAUGGAUUUCACACACCUCUGGUCAAGACACAGCCUACUUACCGCAACCAUCAUCUUGGUUGUCGGCUUCCUUCACUAUACUGUCCUCGACCAGAUCCCCGUCAUCCGCUUCUUCCUCGAGUUGGCAUUCGGGCUCGAUGGGAGAAUCUUCGACUUCACCCAGCGCGCCUACCUAGGCGCUACAAAGGGGCGGGAUGAUUCAUUGGCCGCGGCCCUCUGGGUCAGCUAUCGUGCACUGCAACAGAUUCCACUACCAGUCGACGAGGAGCAAUUCUGCCGUUCCGACCGCGCUUUGCGAAGAAUCUCUCCCACACCCAGCAAACUCCCCGUCGACAUGCGGUGGGUCCAAUGUGGACAUUUCUCCGAUGAUAUACCCUCACCACCCAACGCGAAACUCCAACGGGAAUUCAUUGCGCCACUGCAAGUCUACCGUGACGCCAGUGCCCUAUCGCUCCACACCUACGCCAACAUCGUUCUGCCACACUACAACUCCUGGCUUGCCGCUACGACCAAGACGCACGACAUCAUCUCCUCGCGCCUCACCUACGGUUCCCACUAUCUUCUCGACAACCCCUUCUCCACUCCCUGCGAAUUCAAUGCUUCUCACAUGGUCAACUAUGCUCCCACACGAUUUUUCAAACUCUACAUCGGGCUUCGUUGUUUCUUCUACGACCCUCUCACCAUCGACUUGGUCCAGAGCAUUCAUCCCCCAGCCCCUCCACAGCGCCGGUCUCUCCGCGUUCACAUCCUUCCCAACUUCGCCCGCGACAUCGACACCUGGCGCGCGGAAAUUCCCACCAACCUGGAGCACGUCACCCCACCCGCCCGUUGUUCUCUCCGUCGUCUACCCGAACAGUGCGACGUCCCUCCCAUCGCAACGGCGCAGCGAGAGCCACACAUGCAGGAAGAAGAACAACCACCAGUCGUGGCCUUCGACGGCGGCCUCCCCACCAGCUCGAACCACAGCUCUUCUUCGGUGGUCAAGCCUCUCCUCCGUCCUCUGCCCGAACACCCCAAACCAGAUCACCCCAACGCGCCCUUUCUAGACCACCAAAUCGAACAAGCGCAGCGCGAGCUGGGCAUCUCCGAAGCCCAAGCCAUCGACUACAACUCCCUCCUCGACAAGGACUUCUUUUCCGCCGACGACGACACAAAGCUCGCCGCGCCGGUCCACCCCCUCGACCACAUCGCCGUGCGCGUGUCGUUGAACGACGCCCUCGCUUGCGUGCAGUGGCUGAUUCGCGAUCCCGUGAGGGGAGUGAGAAUCCCGUCGCAGAAAAUGAGAGAUGACCAUGACGAUUUGUUAAGGCGGGAGAGAAAAGCGGCCGAGGCUGGCGUGCUCGGGAGUCGGGGCCGGAGGUUCGAUAUCUCGGCGAGCAGCAACACGAGCUGGAACGGCGAGGAGGAGGAGGGCUGGAAUGCGGCGACUAGGAGGAAGGGCAUGGAUAUUUGGGCGUGGACGCGAUGCAAAGCGAUGAGUGUCUGGGAAUGA